This is a messenger RNA of Penicillium daleae, 1908 nucleotides long. RefSeq names its product molecular chaperone Hsp70 (gene hsp70). Bases 1 to 1908 code for a protein of 635 amino acids. Lineage: Eukaryota; Fungi; Ascomycota; Eurotiomycetes; Eurotiales; Aspergillaceae. The record is from RefSeq and is a predicted model, not a curated record. Gene Ontology annotation, biological process: cellular response to unfolded protein; protein refolding; vesicle-mediated transport. Gene Ontology annotation, molecular function: heat shock protein binding; misfolded protein binding; ATP-dependent protein folding chaperone. Gene Ontology annotation, cellular component: cytoplasm; cytosol; nucleus. The transcript has a single exon.
AUGGCCCCCGCUGUCGGUAUCGAUUUGGGUACCACCUACUCCUGUGUGGGUGUGUUCCGUGAUGACCGCAUUGAGAUCAUCGCCAACGACCAGGGUAACCGCACUACCCCCUCGUUCGUUGCCUUCACCGACACCGAGCGUCUCAUCGGUGAUGCCGCCAAGAACCAGGUCGCCAUGAACCCCCACAACACCGUCUUCGAUGCCAAGCGUCUGAUUGGUCGUCGUUUCGAGGAUGCUGAGGUCCAGGCUGAUAUGAAGCACUGGCCCUUCAAGGUCAUCGAGAAGGCCACCAAGCCCGUCAUCGAGGUUGAGUUCAAGGGCGAGGCCAAGCAGUUCACCCCCGAGGAGGUCUCUGCCAUGAUCCUCGUCAAGAUGCGUGAGACCGCUGAGGCUUACCUCGGUGGCACCGUCAACAACGCCGUCAUCACUGUUCCUGCCUACUUCAACGACUCUCAGCGUCAGGCUACCAAGGACGCCGGUCUCAUUGCCGGUCUUAAUGUCCUCCGUAUCAUCAACGAGCCUACUGCUGCCGCUAUUGCCUACGGUCUCGACAAGAAGGUUGAGGGCGAGCGCAACGUCCUGAUCUUCGAUCUGGGUGGUGGUACCUUCGAUGUGUCUCUCCUCACCAUCGAGGAGGGUAUCUUCGAGGUUAAGUCCACUGCUGGUGACACUCACCUGGGUGGUGAGGACUUCGAUAACCGUCUUGUCAACCACUUCGUCAACGAGUUCAAGCGCAAGCACAAGAAGGACCUCACCAGCAACGCUCGUGCUCUCCGCCGUCUCCGCACUGCCUGCGAGCGUGCCAAGCGUACCCUCUCCUCCGCUGCCCAGACCUCCAUCGAGAUCGACUCCCUGUUCGAGGGCAUUGACUUCUACACCUCCAUCACCCGUGCCCGUUUUGAGGAGCUCUGCCAGGACCUCUUCCGUUCCACCAUGGAGCCCGUUGAGCGUGUCCUCCGUGACGCCAAGAUCGACAAGGCUUCCGUCCACGAGAUCGUCCUCGUCGGUGGUUCCACCCGUAUCCCCAAGAUCCAGAAGCUCGUUUCCGACUUCUUCAACAAGGACGCCAACAAGUCCAUCAACCCCGAUGAGGCUGUUGCCUACGGUGCUGCCGUCCAGGCCGCUAUCCUGUCUGGUGACACUUCCUCCAAGUCCACCAACGAGAUCCUGCUUCUCGACGUUGCCCCUCUGUCUCUCGGUAUCGAGACCGCUGGUGGUGUCAUGACCCCUCUCAUCAAGCGCAACACCACUAUCCCCACCAAGAAGUCCGAGACCUUCUCCACCUACUCCGACAACCAGCCCGGUGUCCUGAUCCAGGUCUUCGAGGGUGAGCGUGCCCGCACCAAGGACAACAACCUGCUCGGCAAGUUCGAGCUCACUGGCAUUCCCCCCGCCCCCCGUGGUGUCCCCCAGAUUGAGGUCAUCUUCGAUCUCGAUGCCAAUGGUAUCAUGAACGUCUCUGCCGUCGAGAAGGGCACUGGCAAGACCAACAAGAUCACCAUCACCAACGACAAGGGCCGUCUGUCCAAGGAGGAGAUCGAGCGCAUGCUCGCUGAGGCCGAGAAGUACAAGGCCGAGGAUGAGGCCGAGGCUGGCCGUAUCCAGGCCAAGAACGGUCUCGAGUCCUACGCUUACUCCCUCAAGAACACUCUGUCCGAGGGCAAGCUCCAGAUCUCCGAGGAUGACAAGAAGAAGGUUGAGGACAAGAUCAACGAGGUCAUCUCUUGGCUCGACAACAACCAGACCGCCGAGAAGGAAGAGUACGAGUCCCAGCAGAAGGAGCUUGAGGGUGUUGCCAACCCCAUCAUCUCCGCUGCCUACGGCGGUGCUGCCCCUGGUGGCGCCGAGGCUCCCCGCCGCCCCGAUGAUGUCGAGGAGGAGAAGCAGGAUCACGAGGAGCUUGACUAA